AUGCAGAUUCGUGUUAAGUGCAAUUGCGGUGAAGGAAACUGCGUGGAAUGGGGCGUUGUUGAACUGCAAGGAGUUGUUGAACCACAACCUGGUUUUCAGGGUUCCCUCGCCAACCUUCAAAUUGGCACUCUCUGUCGUCCGGCUUCUCAGGAAGUCUACACUUUAACUAUUGGGUACCAUGAACUGACAGGGUCAAAGGUUUUCUUGAAAAAGCCGUUGUUAGUGCUCAAGAAAGUAAAGCAUAUGGAUGGAGAAAAUUGUAGUGAUGUUGAGUUACAGGUUGUUGGAAUCAUUAGACAUAAGAUUCUGUUCAAGACCAGACCAAAGGCCCUCAUUUCUAAGCCACAGAUAACAUCCAGAGAAAAACAAAAGUCUACCAUGUUAGGCUCUGCAGCUUCAAGUCAAGCUGUGUGA
Molecule: messenger RNA, 414 nt
Organism: Lathyrus sativus (Indian pea)
Lineage: Eukaryota; Viridiplantae; Streptophyta; Magnoliopsida; Fabales; Fabaceae
Source: the annotation of a GenBank genome assembly